CUCACUGGUUAUCUUCCCCUUUCUCCUAUCAUGAAGAAUUCAAUGUUAUACUUUUCAUUUGCUCUUCUUUAUACUUUUCUCUUAUCAACACAUGUCUUAACUCAUGAAAUACCAAAUAAUGAGGAGAGAAUUCCUGCGCAAAAUAACGAUGCAUGGCCUUAUGAGUUAGAAGGUUCAACAAGUAACUCAAUUGGUUAUUAUCUUCCCAGUGACUACUUUCAAGAAGCUAAUCCUUCUUUGGUACCUAACGCUAAAAAGGGUCACUAUACUACUCGUUUGAUUGGCUAUACUCCCAGUGACUAUCAACUUGACAAAACAAUGAUAGAUAUUAAUUUUCCGGGUGGUAGAAUAAAUUUCCCUUGGCCAUUUUCAAGUUCUAUGUUUGUGACACCAAAAACUGAAGCAAGCCCUCUUUAUACUACUACUUCGACUAGUUACCAUCCUGCCAAUCAAUAUCCAUCAUACUUCGGAGAUACUGAGAAUCCUAAAAGUAGAAGAACGAUGAGAAAUCGUAAAUUUAUGAUGGAGCCUUCGGAAGUUAAUGAAAAGUUUACUCCUAUUUUUCCAAGAAAGACUUCCAACAUGAUACAUGGCGGUAAAGGAUAUGGAGACAUUGAUGAGGAGACAACAACCUAAUACCAACCUAUCAAUCAUAUACAUAUGUAACCAAAUAUAUA
Arachis duranensis is the source of this 677-nucleotide messenger RNA. RefSeq lists its product as uncharacterized. The coding region runs from base 31 to 636 and encodes 201 amino acids. The transcript is spliced from 3 exons. NCBI's taxonomy places the organism in Eukaryota, Viridiplantae, Streptophyta, Magnoliopsida, Fabales, Fabaceae. The record is from RefSeq and is a predicted model, not a curated record.